Molecule: messenger RNA, 6832 nt
Organism: Zingiber officinale
Lineage: Eukaryota; Viridiplantae; Streptophyta; Magnoliopsida; Zingiberales; Zingiberaceae
Exons: 19
Coding region: 443-6718 (2091 amino acids)
Biological process (GO): positive regulation of DNA-templated transcription
Cellular component (GO): histone methyltransferase complex
Molecular function (GO): protein binding; histone H3K4 methyltransferase activity
Source: RefSeq, a predicted model, not a curated record
CAAACGGGUUUUGACGCCUGCUCGCUUCUCUCUCUCUCCCCUUCCAUGGCGGAGGCGGAAAAGGAGUCUGCAGAGGUAGAGCAGAGAGCAGAUAAAGCACGAGUCAGAGGCACCAAUCCGUGAAAAGAACCGAUGAGAGAGGUAGAAAGGUCAAGAAUUGUCAUUAAAAAUUCUACCUUUCUUCUUCCUCUACCUCUUCUUCUUUCUUCUUCCUCCUCUUUGUUUAUUGUUCCUGGCUCACAGUCUUCCGCUGUUGUAGCACAGUGGAGCACCUUUCCUUUUUUUUGCGCCUUUCUUGCUUUUUUGAUCGCGGUUGAUCACCAUCGCCGUUAUCUUGCUGCUGUCCCUGCUAGAGCCGCUCUUUUGCUCGUUUGCUCGUUGUGCCCGUCUUCAUGGGAGUGAGGUGAUGGGGAAGAGGUAGGAGGGAGGGACGAAAACUGCGAUGGAUGAUUCCUGGCUCUCCAAAUGCGUGGACUCGUCGCCGCAGAUGUCACCAUUACUUGCUACGGAGCUGGGUUCUCAGGCGGUGAGGUCGUCGCACUUAACGCAGGCGCCUGCGCCGGCGUCCGCGGCUCAGGUUCACAAGAACACAAAGCACCAUUUCCAUUCUUUCAUUAGACAGGAGGCGGUUUUGAAUGAUCAUGCAAGAGUUCAGGAGACUGCAGCUGUUAGUAAUUUAAACUUAGGCUACAGAUUGGGGAAGACAGAGCUGGGUAAUUCAUUUCUUGCUCUGUUAUCUGAUGAAUUCUCCCAUUUGCCUCAUUCAAGAAUGGACAUAGCUAAGAUUCAUAUCAACAAUGACAAGGUUCUAACUGGCACUGGCUGUGUGGUCCCAUCAAUAAAUAUUCCACCUCUACCAGAAAACCAUGGAAAUGGCUCUCUGGGAAAUUGGAAUGAGCAUUCUUCUUUUGUUGUCUCUAGGACAGCAACAAAUCCUGCUUCCACCAAAGUCCCUUUUCUCCACAACAAUGUUCGAUUAGUGGGUGAUUCUCAUCAUGCGAGGGACUAUGUGGAAGUAGUUCCUUGUCAAUCCUCUCAGUCCAACAAUACAGGAACUGCCGUCACUCCAUGGGAUGAACUAUGUAAUUCAGGCAGGUCAGCCAAUGCAGACAAAAACUCAAAUAAGGAUGUUCAUGCCUCAAGGAUUAUUUCAUUUGAUGCCAAGUCUCCUAUUUUACAUAAUAAUUCUUCUUAUCUUAGAGGGCGUCCCCUUGUCUUCUGUAGAAGUACUGUAGGAGAAUUAUUUAUGGGUGAUGCAGGACUUCUUGGAGUUUUAUGCUUUUGUCAUAACUCCCAUAUGUCAGUUCCCAAAUUUUGUGAGCAUUCAGGAUCGCCUUCGGUGAAUCCUGGUGAGGCUGUCUAUUUGGAGAAUGGAAUGAACAUAUCACAUUGGUGCAAGCAAUAUUUAGGGAUAAUGGCACCAGAUGAAAUUAUUGGAGGGGAGUGGUCAGGUGGUUCUGCAACAGUAGAUGUUUCAGUUGGUUCCAAGGCCAGUUAUGCUCCAAUAUUGUUGAACAACAAUGUGGCAAUUAGUAAUAUCAAGUCAUUUGGUGGAUCUUGGAGACCAGCUAAACCUUUGAGUAACUCUAUUCCUAGCUCUCCAUAUAUAAAGGUGAGAUAUACCAUGCAGGACAAAUCAAUAAACAAGGAGCAUGACAAUGUGCGCCUAAGCUAUAAUUUUCAUGGUACUAAAAAUUGUCAAAAGAUGAUUCCCAGUUCAGUGCCAGCUAGCAUGCCUAAUGCAAUGAAGAAACAACUCUUGAAUACUCAGAAGCAUCCUCCUAUUAGUGUUGGUCUUGAAAAAGUUCACUCAACUUUAUUUAAGGGUAAAGAAAUUGUUGUUCAGCAAUUGAAUACUUCUGAUGGCACUUAUACUGGAAAACAUACUUCUUGUAUGCCCUUAGCAUGUUCCUGGACCAAUGGAACAGUGAGGCAUGAUGAUGACAUUGACGAUCCCAACUCCUCUGCUGAAGCACCUCUGGCUGAUAUUGAUGGUGCGUCGAACAUUGAAUUGAGGCUUGGCCAGCCAUCUGAGAAAUACAGUGCCUUUGCAGGUUCACUUGGAUCGUCUGUACUACAAAUUGGACCAGCAUAUGACACAGUGAAACCACAACCAUAUCAGCAACUAAAGGAACGAAGUGUUUCUCAUACAGCUGCUAAAACUUGGACUGAAAAUCAAAUCAGGAAAAAUCUCCAUUUCUCAUCUUCGGAGGCAUCUCCUUACAAUAAAGGAUCCACACAACAUGCGGCUAGAUCUUUUAAUGCUCGUAACCAUUUUGACUCUGAAGGUCUCACUCGUGAUGCAAACAUGAAUCCCCUGAUUUCAUUGUUUCUAUCACAUCUUGAAGGGAAUAACACAUCUUUAUCACUGGAUAACUUAUUCAAUGGUAGCGAGCACUUAUCAUCUAAGACGCCUCACAACGUUUGCAAUUCUGUAGGAGACUCUACACAUGGUACUAGAAGUGUAUGUAACACCAGUACGGUGAAUUUUCCCAAUAAAUUGGAUGAAGGAAAGAAUAUUCUCACUGUUGAGAGUGACACGACAAAGUCUGACUCCAUGGUACAAAAACAAAAUGAGGUCACAAUUACUAGAGAGAUUUCUGCACCUUUUAAUAGCAAAUGCUGCCAAAACAGCAUCCUUGGAAAUGGUAAGGAUUUUUCUUUCUAUUUGGACAAUCAAUCUAACAUGGUGCAGAAACAAAGUGUUGGAAACACCAAGCAGCAAGAGAAAACUGCUUUUCUCUCAAACAAGGAGUGUGAUGAUCCAAUUCCUUGUGGAUCAUCCGGUACAGAUUUGUUGAAAUCAGACCAUCUAAUGUCUUCUACAACCCUUUGUUCUUUGGAAACAAGCAAAAAUAUUUUUGCUACAACCAAGCAUUCUAUGGAUGCCAAAUCAAAAAAUUCUGCUUUUCGCCGUGUAGUUGAAUUUUCAACUCAAGAAAGUUCAAACGCUGCUAAAGCAAACUCGCAACAUCAUCAAUUGUGUUGUCUAUCAUCAUCCAAACCUGAAAGUUGUAAGGAUGAAUUUGCAGUUCAGACAGACUUAAGGGAAGGAUCUUACUGCAAAACUCAUCUCAAUGACUCUAAAGUUGUUAGACACUCAUGCCCAAGCUGCCGAUCUGCUGUUGGCAUGGAUAUAUUUUCUGGUCAUUCUUGUCAUACAGGUUCAACUAGAACCUGCAAUUGCUCGUGUUCAACAAAAAGAGCACUGCUUAAAUCUGAAAAAUGCUGCAAAAGAUUUUCAAGUUGCUGCAAUUGUGAUGUGGAUGAACAACCUUGUCUGAGACUGGGGAGGCUGUCAAAUAAUUGUUUUCCUGGUGAUCAUAAACAUGAAAUGUUCAAUCACAGAGAACAUACUUCUUGCUCAUAUGGACAUUGCUGCACUUCCGUAUUUCCAUAUUGCUUUCAUGGUUUCUAUACUUCGGGGAGUAAUAGUACCUCUAAAGCCUUAAGUGAGCAGGAGGUUUGCGGACAAGCCAACAUAACACAUACCACCGGAGAUAAUGACAGCAACUAUUUGUUACCAGAGUGCAAGAGAAUUCGUCUAACUCAUUGUGAUUGUUCUAAGAAUAAUAGUGGCCUUAGAAAUGAUCAACAAACUGUCUUUUGGAGGGAUGUUCCAAAAAAGAAUUUUGCCCAUGCUGGUGCUUCUCAUGACAAGUUUGCAGAGGCAUUGAAAAGCACAAAGAGCGUUGGCGAUCAGGUUCCCAAUUAUGCCACUGAGUUCAACAAAGCUCAUCUAAAUUCCCAUGUAACAAAAGCACCACAGAUGUCUAAUAUGUCAUCUGGAUCCUCUGCUCCUGUCUUAACUCAAGUUUCAAUGGAAGUCAAUAAUUCAACUCCCUGUAUUAGAACUUCAACAAUGAUGCAUGAUUUAGUGGUUGAUGAAGGAUCAGGGAAUGAGAAAUGUGGAUCAUCUGAUGUAGUCAUCAGAGAUGGCAACGAAGGCUUUAAUACAGUCGACAAGGUGAAUGUAGCUAAAUCUAGGUUUGAUUGCUUGGCAAGCGAUUCGUCCAUUAAUCCUAUUGAUGAACUGCAUUUGAAGAUUCCAUAUAAAUCCAAGAAAGUUAAGUGUCUCAAUGAAGGGUUGGCAAAAAAAGAAAAUGCGAAGUAUCGAUGCAAGCUUGAAAUGACACCUAAAACUGCUGCAAGCAAAUCUGAGGACCAUAAUCCAUCAUUUGAUCCUUUUGGUGGCCCUGAAAUACUGAACAAUGUUAGGCAUUUAGAAAAUGAUAGUUCUCGAUCCCAAGAAAUUGAAGUUUCCAAACCUGGUUGUGUGAUGCAAAGAACAAAUGCUUCUCAUGGGUCUGCUGCAAUUAUCAAGAGAAAGCGUUCAGUUUUAUCCUUCAACAAAUUCAAGGAAAGAAUUGGUUACCAAGAUGGAGUGCCAAAGGAUGACGACAAGCAGUUACAAAAUGAUGAUAUCUCACUUAGAAGACUCAAGCGUGUUGGAGAAAAGAUGAAACAAGGGCUUGUUGCAUGUUCAAAACAUGAAAGUCGUAGUGGUACUGCAAAGCCACCUAAAUUCAUGUCACUAAAUUGUAUUGCAAAUAUUUCAAGCAAGAUUAGUUUACCUAAGAAGAGCAAGCCUGUUGUAUGUGGAAAUUCAGGUAUCAUUUCUAGUGGAGGAACUGAUGGUGAUCAAAAGCCUGCAAAAAUAAUUUCCUUGGCUUCAAUACUAAAAAGGGCUAGAAAGUGCAACCUUACUGAAACCUCUGAUACAACUGUAAGCCAUCAUAGUGAAACCUCUGAGGAUGCUAAAAAUUCUGCAAUCUUUCAUAGAUUGGAAGAAAGUUGUGAAUGCUUAAGAAAGAAUGGUGAAGACUUGAGCUCACCAUCAACAGCAAAGGCAUUCCAUUCUGGAAAUAACACAGGCAUAAGAUGUCAUUUGCAUUCUAUGCAAUCAAUAUCUAACUUACGGUGCAAGGAUAUUUGUACAUGCAGUCCUGGCAAACUUGCUGCAAAAUUUAGGCAUCAUGCAAAGACCACCUGCUCAUCAACUACUGAGAUUAAUGAAUGCUCAAAAUUGACCAUGGCAAAGGAUCAGCUCAAUUGUUCCCCUUCGGCUAUUUGUGGAUUGGAAGAUCAAGAUAAUAAAUUACAUCAGCAGAAGAUUUUAGAACCGGCAUCGCCAACAACUAUUGGUUCUUUUCCCUUUCCUAAGAACAAUCAAGAUCAUGCUGGCAAGCUGUCUCAAGUAAGCAGAAGCCGCAGUCUUUUAAAUCCAGAUGCAUUUUGUUGUGUCUGUGGAAGCUCGAAUCAAGGUGACACCAAUCAAUUGUUAGAGUGUCAUGACUGCUUGAUUAAGGUGCACCAAGCCUGCUAUGGAGUUUCAAAAAUUCCCAAAGGUAAUUGGUGCUGUCGUCCAUGCAAGUGCAACUCCCAAGACAUCGUUUGUGUUUUGUGUGGAUAUGGUGAUGGAGCCAUGACAAGGGCAGUAAAAUGUCAGAAUAUUAUCAAGAGUUUAUUGAAGGCAUGGAAAGUUGGUAAAGGAUCCUAUUCUGUGAAGACCAUUCCUUCUGAACAUGCAGAGAUCGAUGCUCUCAAUCCUGAUUCUGCAGAUGAAGCCUCUAAAUUCAACAACUGUGGUUCAGUUAGCGAGACUUGUACUGCUGAAAGCAAAAGUAGAAUGUCAGGAAAAUAUCCGGCUUUUAACAGCAUAAUCGCCGGAUCACUGGAUCCAUCUGUCACACAAUGGGUGCAUAUGGUUUGCGCACUUUGGACACCUGGUACAAGAUGUCCAAAUGUUGACACAAUGAAUACUUUUGAUGUGUCUGGUGCUUUACCUGCUAAGAAAAAUGUAGUUUGUUCUUUGUGUAAACGUCCAGGAGGUUCAUGCAUAGAGUGCAGAGUUUCAAGUUGCUCUGUCCCAUUUCAUCCUUGGUGUGCACAUCAGAAGGGUUUGCUACAAAGUGAAAUUGAAGGUGAUGAUGAUGAAAAAGUUGGCUUUUACGGGAGAUGCCUGCAUCAUGCAAUGCCCAAUAAUUAUCGUCUUGAUAAUCAUGUUGUGGAUCCCCAACAAAGCCUGAUAAAGGAAGAAUGCUCGUGUGCUCGCACCGAGGUUGUUAGAGGUCGGAAAAGAGAGAGAACACACCAGCCUAAUCUCCAAGGACCUGGUAAAGAUGGUGUAUGCAUUGUUUCCCAGGAGCAGAUAAAUGCAUGGCUUCAUAUUAAUGGUCAGAAGUGUCGUGCUAGUGGUUUAACAAAGCCAUCAGGUUCAGAUGUCGAGAAUGACUACCGGAAGGAAUACAUUCUAUACAAGCAGUUAAAGAGAUGGAAGCAUUUGGUUGUUUACAAAUCAGGAAUUCAUGCGCUUGGUCUGUACACAUCGCAGUUUAUUCCUCGUGGAGCCAUGGUAGUUGAAUAUAUCGGUGAGAUUGUCGGACUACGAGUAGCCGACAAACGAGAGAUUGAGUACCAAUCAGGUAGAAGAAUCCAAUACAAGAGUGCUUGCUAUUUCUUUAGGAUUGAUAAGGAACACAUCAUUGAUGCCACACGCAAAGGCGGGAUUGCCCGAUUUGUCAACCAUUCUUGCCUGCCAAACUGUGUCGCUAAAGUAAUCACAGUCAGGAAUGAGAAAAAGGUGGUUUUCUUCGCAGAGAGGGACAUAAACCCUGGCGAGGAGAUUACUUAUGACUAUCACUUCAACAGCGAAGAUGAAGGCGAGAAAAUUCCGUGUUUCUGCGAUUCAAAAAAUUGCAGACGGUACCUGAACUAAGACUUGUAUACCUAAAAACUAUUAUUGCUCCAGAUUGAAAAUUUGAAUGUGAAUUGUAACAUGUAAAUAGUUUCCUUCCUACUAAGGGCAUGUUCUCUAUGAACUUGUAACAUA